AUGGUAACAUCGCCUAGAAUCUCGGAGGCAAAAUCUUAUGACAGUGCAUUGGCUUAUGUGGAGAGUUGUGUUCAUUACUCAAACCCUCAAUCUGUGUGUCAUCUAUGGAAGCAUAACAACUUGGCGCAAUUUGUAGAUCUGCGACUACAAAGCUAUGACAUGGAUGAGGUAAUGAAGACAAUCAAAGUUGGGAUCUUCUAUACGAGUCGUGCAGCUUCUGAUAGGCCACCAAUGUUAGCAGUAGUUAGUAUGUUAGAGGGUCUUCUAAGUGUAGAAGUCGAGAUGCAAGCGCUUAUGGCGGUUCUCAGUGAUGAGGAGCAAUCUCCGGAUCUGUUGAGGAUGAUGGCGGACAUUGACGAAGAAUUCGAAUUACAGGAGAUUAUAGAGACUCUCGAGAGGUAUCCUGUCUCGACAAAGGGAAAAUAG
Molecule: messenger RNA, 426 nt
Organism: Arabidopsis thaliana (thale cress)
Lineage: Eukaryota; Viridiplantae; Streptophyta; Magnoliopsida; Brassicales; Brassicaceae
Product: LRR receptor-like protein
Exons: 3
Coding region: 1-426 (141 amino acids)
Source: RefSeq, marked reviewed